Messenger RNA from Anopheles marshallii, 729 nucleotides. Its product is annotated as enhancer of split mbeta protein-like. Gene Ontology annotation, molecular function: RNA polymerase II cis-regulatory region sequence-specific DNA binding; protein dimerization activity; DNA-binding transcription factor activity, RNA polymerase II-specific. The transcript has a single exon. The record is from RefSeq and is a predicted model, not a curated record. Gene Ontology annotation, cellular component: nucleus. Bases 1 to 729 code for a protein of 242 amino acids. Lineage: Eukaryota; Metazoa; Arthropoda; Insecta; Diptera; Culicidae. Gene Ontology annotation, biological process: anterior/posterior pattern specification; regulation of neurogenesis; regulation of transcription by RNA polymerase II.
AUGGAUUACGCAAAUAUGGUGUCCGAGUCGGCGGGACUCAAUGGCAAGCUACAGUCCUCGCUGGAACCACUGUCCCGCACGUACCAGUACCGGAAGGUGAUGAAGCCGAUGCUGGAGCGCAAGCGGCGGGCCCGCAUCAACCGCUGCCUGGACGAGCUGAAGGAGCUGAUGGUGUCCGCCCUGCAGUCCGAGGGCGAGAAUGUGGCCAAGCUGGAGAAGGCCGACAUCCUCGAGCUGACCGUGCGCCACCUGCACAAGCUGCGCCGCCAGCAGCGGCUCGCCGCCAACCCCGUGCUGGAUGCGGACCGCUUCCGGGCCGGGUUCACCCACGCCGCGAACGAGGUGUCGCGCUGUCUCGCGUCCACGCCCGGCGUCGACAUCAAGCUCGGCACCAAACUGAUGACGCACCUCGGCCACCGGCUGAACGAUCUCGACAAGGUGUCGCCGCUGUCGGUGCACGUGGAACCGGCCGGUUCCAACAGCCCCGGUGCCACCCGCAGCCCGUCCGCCUCGCCCCCGAUCUCCCCGUUCUCGGCCGCGUCCUCCACGUCCGGCGAUGUGCCGAUGUACCCGAUGCCGCUAACGCCCCAGUCGUACCGCAGCGAGGAGUCCGGCCUGCACGCACCGUCCACGACGCCGUCGCCGAACCCGAGCGAGUGCGACGAUCACCAGACCGGUGGGCUGCUCAAGAUCCAGCAGUCCGGCGAAUCGGUCUGGCGGCCGUGGUAG